UGCAGCCGCUCGCGCCCACCAGCGUCACCACUGCCGGCCUCAUCGGGCACUUAGCACCCACAUAGUAGGCCCGCACGAGGAGCGCAGGGGCAGCGGCCAUGGAGCCAUUCCCCCUACCUACCUGCCGAACCUUGUUCCCACGAUGGAGGACUACGCAGGACAGAAGUUAAGUAGAGCAUCUUCCCCGGAUCGUCACGAUCUGCCUCUGCGCCUCGCUCCCACCUUCCCUUCCUCCCUUCCGCUGCGCCAUGAGAUCGUGAAUAGCUUCACUUUCGUAGUCUUCUUUCUCUUCUCUUCUCUUGCCUUGCCAGCUCUGCCUUUCUCUCCCUCCCUGCUGAGCAGGCUUUCCAUUCCUUUGUACAGAAUUGUCAGCUUUCGCUUCGCUUCGUUUCUAUACGAACUCCAUUUACCUUCACUUCGCACCACCCGCACUCAUACACCAUGGUUGCUAUUCUCCCUUCGCUCCUUGCAUACGCUGCGCUGGCAGCUGCAAGCGCAGCCGCCGACCGCCCGGCACCGCGGGCCGUGGACAAGCUUGACGACGCGGCAACUGCCGAGGCCCAGCAGAGGGACGACAACGCCACGAGGGCCUUCUCGGACGUUCAGAUCAAGACCUCCGACGGCCGCUGUCUCUUCGUUGACAAGCUCUCUGGUGACUUCCGCGAAAACUUGACUCCGAUCCAGGUCGGCACCUGUGGCGCAACAGGCGGCCAGGGAUGGGAUAUCAUUACGAGCGGGAAGCACAACAAUGCCGCCAACUCGAUGCUCGUCGUGAGCACUCUGACCCAGGCCUGCUUCAACUUCGACCCCCGAAGAGCUGGAGGAAACCAGGUCCUGCUCUUCUCCUGUGGCGGCCGAGCUGACGGAGGUGGCGAGGUCACAAACUCUCAGCUCUUCACCUUCGGUGGUGGAGCCGGGCCCCUGUCUUUCCAGCCCGAGAAUGAACAGGGCUCAUGCUUCACCGUCAAUGGCAACGUCCUUGACAUCGCCAAGUGCAAUGCCGGCGACGCCAAGCAGUCCUUCACAUUCGGCAGGGCUGCCGCUGCCGAUGGCGGCAAUGGAAACGGCAAUGGCAAUGGCAACGGUGACGGCAGUGGUGACAGCAACACACAGACCACGGCUGCUGCCGAUACUCAAAACACGGCUACCGCCGAUACCCAAAACACGGCUACUGCCGAUGCCCAAAACACGGCUACCGCUGAGACGCAAGGCACUGCUACUGCCGAUACGCAAAGUACGACUGCCGUCAACGCGCAAACCACCGCUGCGCCAAAGGCCACGACGUGUCCCGCAAAACCGAGAAAAAACAGGUUGAGGAAAAACAAGUCGAAAUGCAACCAGCGCACAAGGACCGUCACCUUACCGGGCGUCGCCGCCGGUGCCGCGAGCUUCGACCCGGCCGACCUGCUACCCGCCUCGACGGCCGCGCCCGAAGCCGCGACGACCGCGGCGGCAGGCGGAGGAGGCGCGAUCGCGACGGCGAGCCCGACGACGCCGGUGCCGGUCUCGGGGGCCCGCGGCACGCUCGACCCGACGGCGGCGGCCGAGGCCAACCGGCGCGACGGCACGGCCACGCGCGCCUUCAGCAACGUCGAGAUCCGCGCCCCCAACGGCCAGUGCCUGUCCAUCGACCCGACCGCCGGCGACUUCCGCCAGAACCUGAUCCCCGUGGGCCUGGUCGACUGCGCCGGCACCCCCAACGAGAAGUGGGAUGUCAUCUCGGCGGGCGUGCACAACGAUAGGCCCGAGUCGGCUCUUAUCGUCAGCACUCUGACUCAGGGCUGCAUCAGCUUUGAUGGCCGCAGACAACCGGGUGACACCGUUACGCUGUUUUCAUGUGGUGGCCGCGCUGAUGGAAGCGGAGAAACGAACACUGGCCAGCUGAUGCCUUUCAUCGGCGCCCUCAGCUUCGCCUUCGCCCCUGAGAGCGAGAAUGGCAAGACAUGCAUCCUUCCCGGCGAUGCUGGCCGGUUGGACUCCGGCCCCUGCCCCAAGGAGCUUGGGCCGGAGUUGUUCUCCAUCUUCCCCGACUAAAAACGGAGUGUGUUGUGAGACCAGGACAGCUUGCGAGGGUCCGUUAUUGUGCCUCUUGAGGCUGGUUCAUGUACCAUUAGCAUGGACACCCUUUACCUUCUUACUGCUGUAUAUUGUAUUAAAUGCCUUAGCUUUAUGUCUGUAUGGAUGCUGUUUCAUUCUCCAAUCCUUCUGUGUUGAUAGAUAGCCUGCUAGUGUUGUGCCAGUGGCUUGGUAUCGAUGCUGUCGAUUGUAGGAGUUAGGCAUGGGUGGUUGUCAAGGCAGCAAAGAAUCGAUAUUUCCAGCCAGGUCUUCUUACCUUUGCAAUCCGUUUCACCAAGGGCAGAGAUACAAUGUGUCUUAACAAUAUUUUAUUGUUUUAAAUAUACACAAUCAAAUCAAAGCCUCAUGCUAAACCU
This is a messenger RNA of Phialemonium atrogriseum, 2432 nucleotides long. RefSeq lists its product as uncharacterized. Bases 442 to 2034 code for a protein of 530 amino acids. The transcript is spliced from 5 exons. The record is from RefSeq and is a predicted model, not a curated record. Lineage: Eukaryota; Fungi; Ascomycota; Sordariomycetes; Cephalothecales; Cephalothecaceae.